Fonsecaea monophora is the source of this 4224-nucleotide messenger RNA. RefSeq lists its product as hypothetical. Gene Ontology annotation, cellular component: catalytic step 2 spliceosome. The coding region runs from base 1 to 4224 and encodes 1407 amino acids. Gene Ontology annotation, molecular function: helicase activity; mRNA binding. The record is from RefSeq and is a predicted model, not a curated record. Gene Ontology annotation, biological process: mRNA splicing, via spliceosome. Lineage: Eukaryota; Fungi; Ascomycota; Eurotiomycetes; Chaetothyriales; Herpotrichiellaceae. The transcript has a single exon.
AUGGCUCCAGCCCUCGAUGUGCAAGCCGGUGUCAGCGUCCCGAGUGAAAACGGUGUCAACAGCUGGGAAGAGCUGGCUAAAAAACUGUGGUGGGAUAGAGAUACUGCACCUACGAAGGUCAAACCAGAAGUGAUCAAGACAGCAAUUUGGGAUCCUCUCGAACAGGACUCUUUCCCAUUCAAUUCUCUCGCUGUCCUUGAAAGCUAUCAGAUUCUCGAAAGAUUUCUGUGGCCGACCUUCUCAUCAGAGUCUUCCAACCACCAUGUCUUGCUCAUCGUCGUCUUCUUUAAUGUGAAGCAACGCGCUCGGCUCCACGACUGGCUCUUGUUCAACGACCGCCCGGCAGAGUUUUCAAGCCUCCUUCGUCGAGUCCUCUCCUUGAACCUCGAUCCCUCUUUAUCCAUCUUUGCCCGAUUGUCGCUCCUCCAUUUUGUGCUCGGUGCGUUUCAGUCACUGGAAAAUGAGCACGUCCGCAAAGAGUGCGCCCCACUGGUAUCGAUCGCAACAUGGCACAAUCUACAUGACGAAAGAACAAGGGAACAGCUACUGGAGGCGAGCGCGGCAAGGAAAAAGGCGUGGAGAGCCGCUGCGCGGAGAUAUGAUGCGGCUGAUCCAGAAGCUCAAAGCCGUUUGCGCUUCGAUCGAGCAUGGUUGUAUACGAUGCUGAUUGACUUCACUGCAAGGCUCAACGUGUCAAAACUUGUCCACUCUCAAGAAAUGGUCUAUUGUGAGCGAUUUGUGGAGUUUUUGAUCGACCUGACAAGUCAACUGCCGACCAGACGGUACACGAAUCUACUAUUGAAAGACGUCAACAUUAUCCCCGUGAUCCGAACAUCGAAGCUGUAUCAAAGAGAGGACGCUGUGCUUCUGCAAGACUUGACCCGUCUGCUCGAACAUUUCCAGUUUUUUGCGAUUGAUGAACUGGGAGGUACAGAAGAAAGUCAUGAUGGCUUGCGCAGAGCACAUUAUCAAGCCCUGGAAAAGCUGCAGCGAGUGGCGCUACAGCACUUUGGAGACAAAUUAAAGGUUUUGGCACUGUCGAACUUCGGAUCCAUUGACAAAAGAAGCGAGCUGGAAUCUCACUUUUCUACAUUGACGGAUACCGAGCUGCAGGAGCUGUGUAUGCAGCUUGGGUUUCGAAUUAGCUAUCCCCCGGCUGCGGGAGUCGUUGCAACUCGUGCGCUCUUGAUGGAAGUUCUCUUGUCAACCUUCGCCAAACCUCGAGACUUCCGCGAGGUUGUUGGUCAGCUAGCAGUUCUGCCCACGGCUAGCUCGCUGUAUGACCCAACUUUACUGAGGAACGAACACUAUGAUGGCUCCCGGCCCCUUGGAAUUCCCAAGCUUAACCUGCAAUAUCUCACUCUUGGUGAUUUCAUGUGGCGUUCAUUCCAGCUCUAUCAAGCCGAAGCUUUUUAUGGGAUAAGGAAGGAUAUGGAAAGCAUUAUCAAGCGGAUGAAGCCGAAAGGCGCCCGGGAUCGGAGCACGACAGCCUUUGAAGGGGUUUCGAAAAUGGCUCUUCCGAUCGCAGAACCUGCAGUCAUUGAAGUCGGGCCGCCGAAAGUGGGAUAUCUGAAGCCUAGCUUUGUGCGAGUCGAAGUCAUCCUGGACGUUAGCCGCCUGCCGGAUGGUAUCAGAAGAGAAUGGGACAAUCUCAAGCCACACGACGUUGUGUUUCUCUUGGCGGUUGAUGCGACCAACUCUUCUCAGUUUCUUACCAACGGGCAGGCCAACGAUCACGGCGAACAAAGAAUGUUCACCAGUCUUAGAGCGGCUGAAGUAUUCCAGAUCCUGGACGAUGAUGGGAGAGCUCUGCGAGAUACGCGAACAAACGGGCAUAGUUCAAGACCUAAGAGGAGGCGUUUGCUACUCGAUUUGGACACAAGCUCAUACGCUGUCGACAAGCAGAAAUCACGCCGAUUUUCCUCAGAAAUCGCGUCACUGAACGUUAUCGCUCGGAGACAAGGGCGAGAAAACAACUUCAAACCUGUUCUGGAGACAAUCCAGACUCUAGUGUCUUCAGGGACUGUGCUUCCACGGUGGCUACAAGAAGUCUAUCUGGGUUAUGGUGAUCCAAAGAGUGCAUCAUUUCCAGCACUUCCGGAUCACAUCGACUCCAUGGACUACCUGGACACAUUUCUUGAUUGGCAGCAUCUCCUGGACAGUUUUCCGGGAAAGACAAUCGAAGCAGGCGCCGGUCAGUCGGCUCCCUUUGAUCCGCCUUAUAUUCUCGAACGAGCGACGACGGACGCUUCAGCCGAACCACCGCCAAACCCGAAGAAGAGACGCCGUGACCAAAUGGAGCAAGACUCAUCCAUGCUCAAAGUUUUGACCUACAGACCUCGUAACACGGGACCAUAUCCAAUGGACAACCCAAAGAAGAACACGAUUCGCUUCACGGCUAAGCAGGUAGAAGCCAUUGUGUCUGGCACGCAACCUGGCCUCACCAUCGUAGUCGGGCCCCCCGGAACGGGCAAGACUGACGUUGCAACACAAACCAUCAACUUACUCUACCACAAUUUUCCAUCCGAGAGGAUCUUGCUUGUUGCUCACAGCAAUCAAGCGCUUAACCAGCUUUUCCAGAAAAUCAUUGCGCUUGAUAUCGAUCCACGCCACUUGCUACGACUAGGCCAUGGAGAAGAGGAGCUUGAUACGGAGGCAUCCUACGGUAAAUUUGGUCGGGUUGAGUCAUUCCUGGAGAAUCGCCAAUUCUAUCUGUCCGAAGUCAGCCGACUUGCCGCUUCAAUUGGUGCUGAGGGAGCACACGGCGCUUCGUGUGAGACUGCCGACUAUUUCAAUCAGGUCUUCAUUAGACCUGCUUGGCAACGCUUCUGGGAUAUUAUUAAUGCUGAAAAUGCUACGGUGGAGUCCGUCCUGAGUUCUUUCCCCUUUUACAAAUACUUCAGCAACGCUCCAGUUGCAACGCUGUUCCCUCCGAAUGUCACGAUUGAAGAAGCGCGGGAGAUCAUAUCCGGCUGUCAGUAUCAUAUCGACAAGAUCUUCUCCGAGUUAGAGGCUAUCCGACCUUUUGAGAUUUUGCGCGCCGGUCGCGAUCAAGCGAACCAUCUCCUGGUGAACGAAGCACGGAUCAUUGCCAUGACAUCAACACAUGCGGCCAUGAGGAGAUCCGAGAUAGCUGAACUUGGCUUUCAUUAUGACACUUUGAUCAUGGAAGAAGCAGCACAAAUCACUGAAAUCGAAACCUUUAUUCCAUGUGUGAUGCAGGACUCGGAUCCACAGACUGGUGAAAUGCCCUUGAAGCGGAUCAUUCUCAUAGGAGAUCACCUGCAGAACUCCCCCAUUAUCCAGAACCUCGCUUUGCGCCAGUAUGCCAACUUCGAACAGUCCCUCUUUCUACGUCUCGUCCGCCUCGGUGUCCCAACCGUCCAUCUUGAUCAACAGGGUCGCUGCCGGCCCUCAAUUGCCAGGCUCUUCAGAUGGCGCUACCAUAACCUGGGUAACCUAACUGAUCUCGUCUUGCAGCCAGAGUUUUCACGCGCCAAUGCAGGCUUACGUUAUGAUUACCAGUUUAUCAACGUACCGGACUAUCAAGGGAGUGGCGAGCGUGAACCUACACCGCAUUUUAUCCAAAACCUCGGAGAGGCUGAAUACGCAGUAGCGUUGUAUCAGUAUAUGCGCCUGCUCGGAUAUCCAUCACGAAGUAUCUCGAUCCUCGCUACCUAUGCCGGUCAAAAAGCAUUGAUACGUGACGUGCUCGAGCAUAGGUGCAGGAAGAACUCGCUUUUUGGAAUGCCGAGGAUCGUGACAACGGUCGACAAGUACCAAGGCGAGCAAAAUGACUAUGUCAUUGUGAGCAUGACGAGGACGCGGUCGGUCGGAUAUCUCAGGGAUGUCCGAAGAUUGACUGUCUCACUGUCCCGUGCAAGGCUCGGAUUGUAUAUCCUUGGUCGGAGGGAGUUGUUUGAAAACUGCUUCGAGAUGCGGCCUGCCAUGGACAUCCUGUUGCAAAGACCGGAUAAACUCAUCGUCACGACCGGUGAAAUGUUCCCUACUACUCGCUUACUCGAGGAUGAGGUAGAAAACACAUCGGAAAUGGACGGGGUGGAGCAUCUGGGUCAAUACGUGUUCGAAAUGACCCAGGCAAAGGUUAAGGCUUUGGGUGGACAGGUUAAUGUUCAGGUUGAGGCAGACGAGCAGGAUGGAGAUGUGGGUGAGGAACUUGGCGCAGACAUGGGGGAGGAGGAUCCGUUACAUGAGAUUAGUUAG